UUUCAUAAUUCGCGAGUUAGAAGGUCGCACAAGCUGUUCGCGCGCGCGUCGCAGUAGAACGUGAUUCGAGCACUUCUCGUGGGGUUUUUUUUCGCUGUUUUUCGUGUAGUUGUUCGAGGAUCACCUGCCCGACGACGGUGUCUUGCGUCAAAGAACUGGUGUGCUUCCUUAGCCGGUUUGUGCCUUUGGAGUGGAUUUCUUGGAGUGUUUUUUUUUUGGGUGGAUUAUCCAAACUUGGAAUUCGUCGUCAUACGCCCACGUGCCCACUACUUGUUUGUGAUUGAAAAAAAAGUCAAGGAAGAAGAGAGAAGAGCCUGCUUUUUUGUUGUUGUUUUUGUGAGGCAUGAUGAAUUGAGGAAAUGGAAAUACACAUUUCACACGGAUUCAUCGGCUGAUGGAGAUGCUUAUCGGAGCGAAGGAGCCAGCUUCUAGCUUCUAGGAGCCCAGAUUUAGCGUCGGCGAAUGAAAAAGAAGAAUUGACGGGUGGGAAGAAGAAGCAGCUCAGUGUAAUUAAUCGCGUGUAGCCCAAAUGAACGAUAAUGGGAACCCUCAGGAGAGUGCCAGCGACUCAGACGAUGAAGAUUCCCACCGGCGACGGCGGCCAGAAAUAGCCGCGAAUUGAACAGUGAACUGUGCGCGAUCGUAAAGAGUCGCACGCGGAAUGUAAUGUGCUGUGAUAUACAGUCAGUGUGCAUAUAAAGAUUGUCCCGAAAAUAUAAACAAAUAAAUACUCUCCGUUUAGUGUUUGUUGAAGAAAGGAAGAGUGUUGCGUCGAGAUGUUCUCCUCGGCGAACGCGGCCGUCGCCGACGUGAAGAAGUCAAACUGGUUCUCGUCGUUGCGGCGACAACCGAAGCCCAAGAAGACAGCGCAGGUCGCUGAAAGCUUGACCCAGAAGAGUUGCGUCGAUCUGACGUCCAGCAGUCUGUUCCAGGCUGCCGAUCCGUCCGGAGAAGCCGCCGUCCAACCUAGUCCUCCCGAAGUGAUCAAUCCCGCCCAGGAACGACCCUCCGUCUGUACCUGCGAGUGGGUCAAGCUCAACCCUUCACCGCCGUCCCUAUCGCCAUCGUCCGAAACGCACGAAUCGUCCUCGUCCUCCUCGGCGGCCACUAUCACCACGACCGUGGCGCGGAGUUUACGAAGUCACCACCACACCUAUCAACCCCUUCCAACGGCCUCCUCCGAGGACAACCUCACCAGUGAUAGCGCAAACGAUCUCAAAGAUCUGGCGCUGGCCGCCAACGCCAACACCACGAGCAGUCUCCGGAGAAGGCCCCGCCGCAAGGAACAACUCCUCACCUCCACAACCGUAACCACCGUCACCAAAACAACAGUCAUCAACAAACAGAAAACCUACCGCGUCGGUCUCAUCUUCAGCGACGCCGGCGAACUCCUCAACAGCAGUCUCGACCUGCGACAGCUCCUAGAAGAGAACAAACAGGCCCAACUGCUGGACCUCGCCAGCAGCAGUAGCAGCACAAGUGCCAACUCCGAAGUCAACAACAACCGCAAACCGCUGCGACAGUUCAGCAUCCUGGACGACAGCAACUUUGACUUUAUCGACGAUAGUGCGGACCUGUUCAACCGGAACUACUCGGGGAACAACGCCAUCGCCGGCCUGCAGCACGCCAACUCGGCCAGCUCGACGCCAAAGGUUCUGCGCAAGUGCAACAACUGCAAGAACAAAUCCAAUCUAGUCUACAAGCGGAGCGCUAGCUCUCCGCACCGGAAUAAGCAAAUAAACGAUGAGCUGAACGAGGUCGAGUCGGAGAUGAGGGCUCACGAGAACAAGGAGGAGAACAAACAUUCCAAUAAGGAUAAGCAGAUGGCGCUCGGGCGCAAAAAGUUCAACAUGGAUCCAAAGAAAGGCAUUGAAUUUUUGUACGAGAAUCAGCUUCUCAAGAUGGACCCACACGACGUAGCUCAAUUUUUAUACAAAGGAGAAGGACUCAACAAAACAGCAAUUGGCGAUUAUCUCGGCGAAAAGAACGACUUCAACGAGCAGGUGCUGAAGGCGUUUGUGGACCUGCACGAUUUCAGCAAUUUGAUUCUCGUGCAAGCGUUGAGACAAUUCCUGUGGUCGUUCCGGCUGCCGGGAGAGGCGCAGAAGAUUGACCGGAUGAUGGAAUGCUUUGCCCAGCGGUACUGCCAGCUGAAUCCGGACAUUUUCACCAACACCGACACCUGCUACGUGCUGAGCUUUGCCAUCAUUAUGCUGAACACGUCGUUGCAUAAUCCAUCGGUAAAAGAGAAACCAACUGUUGAGCAAUUUAUAUCAAUGAAUAGAGGCAUCAACAAUGGCGGGGAUUUACCGAGAGAAUUGCUUGAGUCUCUGUAUGAAUCCAUUCGGACAGAGCCGUUCAAGAUACCGCAGGACGACGGCAACGACCUGAUGCAUACGUUCUUCAACCCGGACAAGGAGGGCUGGCUGUGGAAGCAGGGCGGAAGAUACAAAUCGUGGAAGCGACGAUGGUUCAUACUGAACGAUAAUUGUUUGUACUACUUUGAAUACACCACCGAUAAGGAGCCACGGGGAAUUAUCCCGCUCGAAAAUAUAGCGGUCCGCGAGGUGCAGGACCGCAGCAAGCAGUUCUGCUUCGAGCUGCACGCCAGCGGCGGCGCCGAAAUCAUCAAGGCCUGCAAGACGGACUCGGAGGGCAAGGUGGUCGAGGGUAAGCACACCGUGUACCGGAUGUCCGCGGCCAGCGAGGAGGAGCAGCGCGAGUGGAUCAAGUGUCUCAACCAGUCCAUCAGCCACAAUCCGUUCCACGACAUUCUAGUGCAAAGGAAGAAGAAAGCCCUCGCGAAAAGUUAGUUAGCGCUGUCGUGUUUGAAAAAUUAGAUUAACCUUUAGUUUUUCAAAAGCUCUCCGGGCAAACACACACACACAUAUGAACACAUACUAAAAGCUACUUGAUACUACUCUCUAACUGUUUUGUGUGUGCGAAAUGCUGAAUCUCAGAGAAAAAAAAACAAUUGCGUGUGUGUUACUAUUCUCCUUUUUGCCCCAUUUUUCCGCGUUGAAUGUGAGUGUGCGAUUUGUGCUAAUAACCGAAGAGAGAGGGAAAGCGCGGACCUUUUUGGCAUUCUCCAGCAAAACGUUCAAAGUCAACGGACGAUGUGAAAUGAAAAUCAAGAAACAAAAAAAAACAAUGCUGAAAAUGUCUGAUAAAUCAAAACUAAAACUAAUUUUCUACAUACAUAUUAUACACGCAUCCCCCUUCAUAUCAUACUCUUAGACAUCAUUAUUGAUUAACGGAUUCCGCAGUCACGUCGCAUCUCUGUAUUUUGUAAACACACUUGUACACAUUAUCGUUUAUUAUUUGUUAAUUUAUGUACACAUGUUUUUUGCGCUCCGUCGUUUAAGUAAUUUGAAGCUCUGUAUCAUAAAGACGAAAAAAAUAGAAGCAGGUUGUCUCCUCUUUCAGUGAAAACAUUGAAGAGGGAUCAAAACAAACAAGUUUAGGUUAAGUUUAGUUGAAAUGCUAGAGCUAGGAGACUUGUUGUUUUCCAGUUUGUUGUACAGGGUUUUACGAUUUUUUUGUACAGGAUGAAUCUGCUCGCGGUUGCAUUUUUUUUGUUUCUGGGGUCUUGAGAUUAGUCGGCACUGCCAUCAUUUGCAUUUAAAGUUGAAUUUAAAAAUUUUACUGACUCAAAAAUAUUUGGUUUUCUUUAUAAUUGUGUUGAUAAAAUCUAAGUUUUAAAACUUGCUAUUUUUUAUUAUUUCAAUUAUAAAAUUUUCAGUUUCUGCUCAUUAAAAUGACCAGAUACUAACUAGGAUGUUUUUGUUUCCAGUGUAAUUUUGACAAAUUAAAAGUUUUCAAACAUUAAGUUUCCAUAUAAAUCACUCAAAUUCGUAACAGCGGCCAGGCACACGCUGUAAUGUUUACCGCUGGGAUAAUUCGUUCAACAAAGUUUGAACAGUUAUUUUCAAGCGAUUCUUUUUCUUUCCGUUUAUAAAGAAGAUAGAGUUAUUGCGCAAUUCCUACUAACUUGGACUCCACACUAAAUUUUUGCCAUCGAUCGCACUAUUGCGACUUUUGAAACUGGAUUGGGAAAUUUAAAAUUCCCUUUAAAAUGAUCAGAGCGAGUCGAGGUUAUUCGCAAUUUUAAAAGAGUGAAUGUCCAUGAUUGUCUUUUGCAAGCAGAACAUAACCAAACUUUUCGGCACCCUCAGCAAACGUAAAAUCAAUACAAAAUUGCUGCCGGAUCUUUUCCGGAUCUCUUCCGGAAAAGAUCCGGGCGGCAAUUUUGUAUGGCUUAACGUUUGCGGAGGAUUUCGAAAAAAGCUAAACAAAUCACUUCGACCAUCAGCAAAAAAAAAAAAAACUGAAAGUGUAAAUAAAUAACUACAGUCAUCCCUCAUAUUCGGAACAGUUUACAGAUCGGCCAAUGUUGAAAAAAUCAUAGAAAAUCGAUAAUUGAACUAAAUGAUUCGCUUUUACACUCAUUUGAAAGCUUUUCUUGCGCUCUUUCGGACUGUAUCGAACAACUGCAAAUUUCAACUUUUAUAUCACUUUUUUCUUACGGAUGUAAACAAACUUUGGUUCUCUCCAUGAGUGCAUAAUUUUUACAAAAUAAUGACUUCACGCACUGAAACCAGCGAAACUGAAGCUUAGUUAUGUUUAAUGAAUGGUCUGAACACUUUUUUUUUUGUAAAAAUAUCAAUUAAAUUCAGGUGUUCCACAAUUGUGGGAGGCACCAGAGCUGAAAAUGUCAGGGGUCCUGACGCGAAAAUCGGCGACGCGUACACGAUUUUUUCAGAUCCAUUCACUGAACCGCAAAACCGUGACAUAAACAAACCCGACUCAGUCGUGAGUGCCCUAGUUCACUGAGCAGCUGCAAUGCGAGGCAGUAGUCGACCAACGCUCAUUCGACGUUGCACGCACACACAUAAAGAAACAAGUUUUUACACAAAAAGUUGGUAUUUAUGCGUGGAAAUGUAAUUUUGAAUAUAAGUUAUGGUUGUUUUAAGUGUUUUGCACAGUCUAGAACCAUUCAAUUGUUUAAAAAUAGUCAAAAUAGUGUUUAGAGAGGAUUUUACGAGUCAGUCAUACGACACGAAUUGAGUGAGUGUAGCUAAUUUUUUCACGUCUCUCAUUCUCCAGCAGCCGACCGGCACGAGUCAGGCGGCAGUGGUUGAACGGACACAGUAGGCUUACAGUCACAUGCUAGCAGUGAACUGACAUUUUGGUUUGCUUCAUCUGUACGCUGGGUUGGAAACAUUUUGCAGGCCUGGGAGGCACAAUAACAUCCCACAAUUAUGGAACAGGCAAUUUGGAGGCGAUGUUUUGCUGCUCUGGAUAAAAUAGUCUUGAGAUGCAGUUUUUGUUUUAAACGUUUUACUUUUACUAGUGAAAUAGCAAGAGAAUGUCCAAAUAAAGGUCCUAAAAAAAUUAGGGUCGACAGAAAAGCUGCGUUUGGCAUGCUUUUGACAAAUUAUCACAAAAGUGUUCCGAAUAUGUGGGAUGACAGUCGUGCGUGAGAAAAAUCCAAGUUACAGUGCAAGAAUCAAUAAACAAAAGCCAAUAUUUUGUUGUUGAUGGGAAACAUUGUUCGCAAACAUCAUCUUACCUAUGACAGUUUUGACAUUUUUAAGGUUAUCAAAAAGUUUGCGAGGCUACAUGAAUUGUAACGAACAAACUGUUAAUUUACGUUCGACUCGUUUGCUAGUGUUCAAAACACGACGUCAAGAUCGUCAUCGGCGACUUAAUCGGUCAAGUUAUCCAAGAGUUGGAUGGUUCAGCGUCCACAAGCAGACGAACGAGAACGGCCUACGACUCAUCGAUUUUAAUACCUCCUGAAACAUGGCCAUACGUAGUAUCUACCUGGAGAUCACCAAACGACACGGAGACACAAAUCGACCAUGUUCUCAUUGAUGGUCGGCACUGCUCGGCCAUAAUCGGCGUCAGAAGGCAAGGCAAAGCUGCGCAAACGCCUAUCCGAGGUCAGCAAGAUCCGGUACCGACGCGGUAUAUUCUGGAGCGACUCAAUGACCAUGAGGUUGCUGGCCAGUACGCGCGGGAACUCGAAGCUGCGUUGCCUGAUGAAGGUGAGCUCGCCGAAGCCCCUCUGGAGGCCUGCUGGAGCCAUAUGGAAGCAGCCACUAACGCAGCGGCAUUCCAGGAACCACUCAGCUAUUUUUACUAUUUUUUUGCGUGCGAUUGCAAUCACUCUGUCCAGUACACGAUGGCUCGCUACUAAAUGAUUGAUUAUACCCAGAAGUAGUAGUCCGGUAGGAAAUCAAUUAUUAGUUCAGCUGGAAAGUUUAAUCCCUCCCCACUACCAGGAGGGUUGGGGCGGAGCGGGUCGAAACUAGCAGGAAGCUCCGCCAACUGGGAUUCGCAGCACACAAAAAAUCCCACCAAUCCCAGUAGCCAAACACUGACGUGUAACGUCAAUUCACUGAUGCGCGAUGCACAAUUCACCUCCUCCCAUCGCGCCAUUUAAUUGAAAAUACUAAUUAACCGGGUGUGUAACGAAUUAAUCCCCUCCCCCGCCCCCCUCAACUCAUUCCAUUACUCGGAAUCAAUGCAAUUUGUGCAAAAUUGAUUUUCGCCCUGUCUGCGUGCGUGCGCGUGUCAGACGCAGAUCAGACAGGGAAUUUAAUUUGCAACCCCGACGCGGCGUGAAAGCAGGCCAUGCGUUACGGUUCGAUGCGUUUACGAAAUUUCCAGCGUGGUGAUGGGGUUGCGGUCAGUGCUGACUAGAUUACGGAUUCCUGGGGAGAACAAAUGUGACCGCGUGGCGAUUAGGUUCGAUUAGUCCCAAAGUUAAAACAAGUGACAACAAGUUAGAGAAGCAUGUUUGUUUGCACACACCACGCGUGAAUCUGUGAUUUUAUGAUAUAGGUUACAUGAAUGUGCCGACUUUGCUGCGAUCAUCGUGCACACGCGGUGAUUCUGGUGAACUCAGGAUUCAUUGAUUUGUAUUGUAAUUGCGAGGUGGUUCAUCUUAUCAUAAACGUUUUAUCAACUCAUCAACACAUAUAGAGAAAAAAAACUCAAUAAUCAAACUUGCUAGUAACUAUUUAUCUUUGUACCAAACUGUGUAAAAAAAAGCAAAUGUCCCAAUGAAAAAAAUAUGCCUCCCAAACGAACAAACCAGAGUUGCUUCCGAAUAUUUGCGCGAAGAAGAGAAGUGUGUGUGGUCAAUAAAACAAGCAAAGCAAAGACAUCAAUCGUGUAGUGUUGUAACCUUUAUCGAUUGUAUUGUAAUGUUAAAAAAAUCUUAAACAUACAAAAAACAUAUACACCACCAUGCAUGCAAAUGAUAAAACAGUAACAAAUAGCCCACACAUAUACAUGUAUAUCGCCUUUAAUUGGUCUGAGUAAAGUGAGAAAAUUUAGGUUGUUGAUUGUUUUUAUAAAGAGAAAGAGUUAAACAGAUCUAUUUUUGAGCUUACAGCAGAAGCUCUCUUCACUCUCCCAUUACCGGCAAAAAGAUGUGACAUCGUGACGUCACAUCUUUUCGCCGCAGGUGAGAGAGGAAAGAGAGAGUUUAGCAGCAAACUCUUCUCCCAACGGCAACGAAACGAGCAAAUUGAUACGGGAUUUUAGUUAGCGAAGCUGGUUAGGACACGGAACACAAAAACGCGUUUGUGAGGCCAUCAUUUUUGUUGAUUGUUUGAUAAGUUGUAGUAGAACCGAACGGGGUUGGUUUUUUUAAUAUCUUGGCUGGCGGCGCGGUUUCGGGGCCGCCAGCAUUUUAAGUGGAACACAAGCUGCAUAAAGACACCUUUUAUCCCGAUGAGAGGACUUUUAGAUAAAAUUCUAAGUGUAAAUAUAGGUAUUCGGUGCCCUCUCCCCGUGCCCAUACCUUCACACUUAGGAGACCCGGGAGGCGGAGUCUUGUCGCAAAAAGAACGAUACACGCCUGUGGAUCCGUUGACGAAACCGCAAGGUUUAAGAGGGCCACAUUAUAAGGUGUUACGUCGAUUCCGUUUUUUUUUUUUUUUUUAGAUAAAACUGUACGACGAGUGGAAAGGGCGAGGAAAAGGAAAACAAUUAGCUAAAGUGUAUGUUACGAUACUAUGAAUAUACUACCUAGUGGGACAUGAUUAAAAUAGAAGAUUAAAAAAACAUUUUUUACCAAAACAAAACAAAACAAAAACCUCA
Messenger RNA from Culex pipiens pallens (northern house mosquito), 8115 nucleotides. Its product is annotated as cytohesin-1-like. Gene Ontology annotation, biological process: regulation of ARF protein signal transduction. NCBI's taxonomy places the organism in Eukaryota, Metazoa, Arthropoda, Insecta, Diptera, Culicidae. The record is from RefSeq and is a predicted model, not a curated record. The transcript is spliced from 10 exons. Gene Ontology annotation, molecular function: guanyl-nucleotide exchange factor activity. The coding region runs from base 777 to 2813 and encodes 678 amino acids.